AUGAUAGGUUUGACAAGACUGCCGAGCGGUUUUGCUUGUGCCGUCUCGAUUAGAAGAUUGGAAACUCGGCAAAAAUUUAUUACUGGUCGACUAACAUGGAUCUUCGCUAUUAUCGCCUUUUUAUUUUUUAUUCCAUUAGCAGCUGUGCCAUUUUUUAUACGUCCAUGCAAAGACGUACUUCAUCACUGUCCAAAUUGUAAUACGUUAUUGUCAAUUAGGAUCCGAUUCUGA
Molecule: messenger RNA, 231 nt
Organism: Dracunculus medinensis (Guinea worm)
Lineage: Eukaryota; Metazoa; Nematoda; Chromadorea; Rhabditida; Dracunculidae
Source: the annotation of a GenBank genome assembly